Molecule: messenger RNA, 2912 nt
Organism: Polypterus senegalus (gray bichir)
Lineage: Eukaryota; Metazoa; Chordata; Cladistia; Polypteriformes; Polypteridae
Gene: terf1
Product: telomeric repeat binding factor (NIMA-interacting) 1
Exons: 11
Coding region: 37-1230 (397 amino acids)
Biological process (GO): telomere maintenance
Cellular component (GO): nucleus; chromosome, telomeric region
Molecular function (GO): protein homodimerization activity; telomeric repeat DNA binding
Source: RefSeq, a predicted model, not a curated record
UUGUCGUCGGCGCUUAAAUUCAAAACAAUACAAAACAUGGAGACUGAGGAAGUAAAUGCUGUAGAUCUGGCUAUGUCAGAGGGUUUUAUGCAAGUAGCUGCUGUAGCUAAAAAAUGGAUGGUAAAGUUCAUGUCGCAUUCUCUUUACUAUUACUUCAGCAAUGACAGACAUGAUGAGUUUAAGACGACGAUUGACGUUUUACAAGCGAUGAUAGAUGCGUUUGAUCCUGCAGUCAUCAGUGGUCUGCAUAAAACAAUGAAUGUUUGUCAGUUUUUAUCACGAAUCCUAAAUGGAAAAGAAACGGAUGGUUUCUUUGAGGAUGAGAGAAUAUCACCCUUGGAAUCUGCUUUUUUGAUCUGGCAAGUCAUCAGAGAUGAGCAAGAGAGUGAAGACGAUGUAGUUUAUAAUGAAAUCCACAAUCUCCUGGCAGUACAGGCUGUGGCAGUUUACAUGGAGCAGGGAAAAUUUAAACAUGCUUCAGAAGUACUUGAUAGAAUUUCAGAAAAGCAUGACUUGGAAGAGUCCUUUAAAAUGAAGCUUUCUCUCAUUGUCUCAAAGAAAGACACAUUUCAUCAAUUGAUUUUGAACUUCAGUUAUCAACGUCUAAUAGAGAAAGUAAAGAUGUUUGUAACUUCAAUUAUGGAAAAACGUCGUCCUGACUUUCUUUUAAUGGCUGCAGCAAGUACUGUAACAUCACGCAAACAAAAAUGCCUUUCUGCACAAACAUCAGAAGAUAAUGAAAGUUGCACAUCAUCAGAAAAAGAAAAUAAACUUGAAAGUAAUGAUGGACAGCCUGAAACUUUUCAGUCAAGCAGUAAGAAAGGAAAAAUUGAAGAAAUGGAACAUUUAUGCCACCUACCAAAUGGAAAAGAACAUCCUAUCCAAUUAAGGCCCAAAAGAAGACUUUUCACUAUGCAACAGCUUUGUCAGGAUGAAAGCACAUCAGGCAUUUCUUUGUGUCAAGAAAACAAAGAUUUAAAAGAGAGGCCUUUGUAUUUCCGAUUACAGAAAAGAGUCAUUAAACAUAAUUCACAAAUUAAAGAAUCAAAAAAAAGACGGCCUUGGAAAUAUGAGGAAGAUCAGCAUCUGAUUGCAGGAGUAAAACAUUUUGGAGUGGGACACUGGACAAAAAUUCUUCAGCAUUACACUUUUAAAGGCCGUACUGGUGUUAUGCUUAAAGACAGGUGGCGAACUCUAAAGAAGAAUAUGAUUGUUUACACUGAUGAGUGAUCAGCACUUUAAUUUAUUAUAGUAAAAAAUGACAGUUUUUGGACUAGAAUUCUAGAAUGAUGUGUUAGGUGUUUUUUCUUUUGGGAGUUUACUUUUUAUAUUUACUUUUACACAAGCAAUCUAUAAAUAAUGAUGUUCCCUUUGGAAAAUAUAAAGCAGAUAAAAAUAUGUAAAAUAUUAACAGUUCUUUAAAACAAUGAAAAGAGUCAUUGUGUUGUAUUUUGAUAAUACAAUAAUGAUUUUUUUGUGUGUGGAACAUAUGUAACUAGAUCAUCUGUAUUAAUUACUUCUGUCUACUUACUCAGUACUUAUGUUUUUUUUGUUUUUGUUACUGUAUAUAUAUACACUAUAACAGGAGAAACUUUACAUUAAGCUUUGCCGAUAUUAGUAUCAGCAUGAGGUUAACAUAAAAGAAAAGUUAUCAUGGGCUGUAUAUAAAUAUUAAGAAAUUUUGACUGCCAUACUUUUAUCUGUUUGUGUUUCAGUCUUCAGGCGUCUUUAGAUGCGACAACCAAAUCAAGCAUCACUGAUAUAAUACUAAGAUGUAAAUAAUCACUGUGAUGCAAAAUAGAGCACACUGUCAUGCACUAUUGACAGAAUUGUCAACACCACAAUCAAACCAUGGAAGAAUGUCACAGAAACUAAUUUUGUUUAGCUUUAAAAUAGUGGACAACAAUUUGUUCUGUCAGAAUACACCACAGCCACUAAAAGAUUAUAUCAUUUAAUUCUUUAUUUCUUAAGUUUUUAUAGUAAGUGUACAUUAUCUUAAUUUGGAUCAUUAAAUGCAUUGCAAAAUCAUCAUAAAUAAGUUAGGCAAUGUUGUAUCUGUUUUUUGUUUUGUUAGUCACUGUCUUUACUGUCUUUCUACCUUCCACUUUAUAUAAAACUUAAAAGUGUGAUGAAGGAUUUAUCAGUUCUGUACAGUAAAAGGCAAAAACAUUGACACUUUGGGAUGGGACUUCUGCUUGCAGCACCAGUUGUUUCCAGCUAAAAGCCUGCUGUUACCUUUUUCUCAGCACUUAUAUAUGGACUAAUUUUUUCAUAUUGGCACGUGACAUUCACCUUCACUGCAAAGGAUUUAACUUCAGCUUUCCUCUGUAUAUUCAACAAUAAUCAGUAGGCUGGCCAUCUAAAAGCAUUUGGAUAUCCUCACCAAUCCAGAUAACUGACAAAUGAAGAGGCCAAACUUUUUUUUUUUUUUCUUCUUCCCUUGCUGAAAAUGCUAUCCUUCAUCCUUUUACCAGCCAGUAAUUAGUAUUAGUGACUGUUUCAUACUGGACUUGGAGUUUUCUGUUAGUGUAUAUUUUUGUUACUAUGGUUACAUUUCUUUUGCAUAUGUAUUUAGUGUGUGCUGGGGAAAUGUUUAAAAUGUAAAUGGGGCCUGUACAUAAGUUACACUCCAGUUUAAAUAAUACUGAGUUUGCUUUUAUUCUUUAAUUGCACUGAGUCAUUUAGAGGAGUAUAAUUUUAUAAGUUACUGUAUAUUUGAGUGUUUUAAAUUUCCUGCUGUUUAGUUCAUCUACUUGUAAUAUGUGCUGCUUACAGUGUUUGUAGGGCUGUGGAUAUUUGAAACUGAGCUUACGUGUUUGGUGCUGGCCUAGUUCAAAUCAGUUCAGCUUCUGGCCUGGUGGUUAUUAAAGUUUGGUUUGUCACAAUUAAGGAAUUGUGAUCAUAACUAGAAA